Molecule: messenger RNA, 2337 nt
Organism: Truncatella angustata
Lineage: Eukaryota; Fungi; Ascomycota; Sordariomycetes; Amphisphaeriales; Sporocadaceae
Product: HAUS augmin-like complex subunit 6 N-terminus-domain-containing protein
Exons: 1
Coding region: 1-2337 (778 amino acids)
Source: RefSeq, a predicted model, not a curated record
AUGUCAUCCCACCAGGCAAAUACGGGCCUGGCGCGAAUGCGAUCCCUCCGCCUGCCAGGAAAGUCGCCCUUGACCGCCCCUAAACCGACGACAGGAGCAGCCCAUAUCCCGAGCACAACCUCUCAUGUCUCACUCUUCCUUACGAACCUCCGCCUUCUCGACCUCGACCAGGAGGCCGAUUGGCCCGACAUCUCCCCCGCGACCUUCUCGGCCAAAGAUGCCGCUGGUGGCCUGAAGAAUAGAAUACAAUGUAUCGAGUGGGCCUUGUACCACCUGUUCAUGCUAUGGGAUCAAGAGGAGGCAAGGAACAAGCUGAAGCCCUUCUACCCGCCAAUGGAUCAGGUCCAGUCCAUCAACCUCAGAGCCGCCCUCCUCCGAUGCCUCGAACAAGCGAAACGCAAUGGCGCUCUCGGGAGAGAUGCUGUUCUCCGGAAGACCAUGUUGGACGAAUGUAAAGGCGACCGAUUCGAGGAGCUCAUGGCUGCAUUCUCGUCCGCUGUCCUCAAGAAGCUAGUCGCCGAAAGAGCUCUCAAUGCAGGCCUCGAGUACCGCCCGACCAUCUCAGAGAGCAUCGCAUUAGAAAACUAUGGCUACUCGGGCGAACGAACAGAGCUCAAUGCCUUGCUACUGGCCCACAAGGUUUCCCUGGCUAAGCAACUGAGGGACAAGAACGUGUCUCGUUCCCGCUAUAAGGAUUUCGAAGACUUGCUCGCGCUUAAGCAACGAAAUCUGGCGACGAGAAAGGAGCAGGUCAAGGCUGCUGCGGGCUCAGAGGGGAAUCACACCGUCGCUGACAAGCUCAAGGAUCAGACCCGCGAGAUGAUCAAGACGAAUUGGCUUGGCGAUGAUCGAUGGGCCGACACUCUUAUGUAUGGCGAUACCAAAUCCCAACAAGGUGGACUGCUUGCAGGCGACUUUGACCAGCUUUGGGCUGGCAUACGAGCAGGCAAACUCUCAGAUAUCGAGCAUGAAAAUGUCGGACUCCUGGAGCAAUUGGAUUUGCGAGUGAGAUUGCAACGUUCGAGGCUUGAGAAAUGGCAAGGCUUCCGUCAAGAACUUUUUGGUGAUCUGCAGCCAAUGCCAAAGAACCAAGAAGAAAAGGCGAAAGGGCAGGUGCAAGGCGUCGACCUCGGGUUUACGACUCAUAAAACCUUACAACCAGUCCUGCGACCGAUAGAUCUGAAAGCUUCUGAUGGUCCGGCAGAGUACGCACGGUUGCUCGAUACUAUGCGGACCGACCUCGCCAACGUUGGCAAGCCUCGUGUUCCAAAUUUCUUCAAGUUACGAGGCGAUCAAGUUGCCGGCCCAUCAUCGCAGCACUUGACUCUACCAACCAAUGACGUCGAUACCAUCUCCGAUCUUAGUGAGUGGGAGGAUGAGCCGGAGGAAGCAAAGCCUGUUCCCAAAACCACAGUUCCAACCAAUGCCGACGGCCCGAGUCGCAGCAACAGCCAGUUUGCUGGCAGACAACCACUCAAGAGACCUGCUAUCCGUCAACGACACACGGAUGAUAGUAACAGCGCACGCCCGGGUUUUGUUGACUCGACACAGGGCCGACUAGCACCGAACGCGUCGCAACCUCGAUCUUCCGCAAACUAUACACAGCAGGCCCCUUCCAGGGGUGCUUCAGGUCGUUCCUCCGUUGUUAGUAAGAGUGUUACUGGGGUUUCUCUGGCUGAGCAGAAAGUGCUUCUGGUUCCGGAACCCAAGACUCUGGCCCCCAAUUUACCGGGUCAAUCGUCCAGAACCAGCGAAGUCGAUGAGGAUACCACACCAUUACCUCCUCAGCCAGUGUCACCCACCCAAGCGGUGGCUGACCAGAUACUCGCAUCAAUCACGAACGCAUCGCCAUCGCCAGACAAGAAACUGCGCCACACACUCUCGCUUGCCGAGCGGACACGAAUGACUAUGACAAGAACCAAAUCUUUCGAUCCCGACGACGAGCCCGACGCAAGUCUUCCUUCUCCUAGUGUUGCUAGGAGCAUGAGGAGAAACAAAGAUAACGUGCCUAGCAGUGGAGAUGUCACCCCUGAGGAAGAGGACGAUCUGGCAGCCCGUACUCGUCGAUCAAUGGCAAACUUUCAGGCCGCGCAGCAGAAAGCUCAGCUGGAUCGAAGGCGAUCCGAGAGGAAAGGGAGACCACCCCAAAGGAAGGACAGCUACUUUCCGAAAGUUCAGGAGGAGGGGGAGGAGAUAGCCGAUGCUUCCGUCAUGGAUUCUCUCUUAGAGGUACCCAAUAUCGAUAUGGAGACUGUGUUUAAAAGCAGGCCGAAGAUGAGAACGAGCCCGGCACCAGGCCCGCGAAGGAGAUGGGACGAAGAUGAUCUGGAGGCAUAG